Molecule: messenger RNA, 2911 nt
Organism: Culex quinquefasciatus (southern house mosquito)
Lineage: Eukaryota; Metazoa; Arthropoda; Insecta; Diptera; Culicidae
Gene: Ocrl
Product: inositol polyphosphate 5-phosphatase OCRL
Exons: 9
Coding region: 258-2888 (876 amino acids)
Biological process (GO): signal transduction; phosphatidylinositol dephosphorylation
Cellular component (GO): membrane
Molecular function (GO): phosphatidylinositol-4,5-bisphosphate 5-phosphatase activity
Source: RefSeq, a predicted model, not a curated record
UUUCAAGCGUCAGAAAGUGAAACCAAAAAACAGCGCUCAGUCAGUUUUCGUUCCGCAGUUUUUCGUUCGUCGUCGCUAGUUCUUUUUUUUGCGCUCUCUCGGAAGAAUUUGCUAUCUUAUCAAAUUCGACCUCGGAAAUGUCCGUGAGGCGUGCUUAACGCGGUGAUGAUAGCAGGGUUGUGGAAUUUACGUCAGCAGCACAUCUAUCGGAUCGAUUGUGGAUAACCUUUGGAGGAGGGAGUUGCAGCUGUAGAAUCAUGAGCUCCGGAAGCUAUGACUCGACGAUCAUCGCGACCGUCACGCAGAAGUUUCGCGAGGGCGAGUCCAUCCUGGCGAUCUUUGAAGCGUACCAGAUCGUGGGGGCCAAACACCAGAACCGGCUGCUGGUCGUCGUCAGCUCCAACUACACGUCGGCGCUGUUUGCCUUCUCGAUCGCGCGCUACCCGCCGGAAAGCAUCUCCGACCUGACCGUGGUCGUCGUCUACCCCAUCGAUGAGUCAUUCUGGCUCAAUUCAGAAUCCGGCGCGGCCGGUUCCAUCUCGAGCCACCAGUUCACCAUCUUCUCGCAGAAUGAACCGACGGUGUACUACUACCAGGCCACACCGGACACGCUUAGCUCGCGGGACAACUUUAUCUCCAAGCUGAAGGAGCUGGUGUCGGCGUACAAGAGCGCUUCUUCUCAGGCUGCGGCCGCGAGCUUCCCGUUGGACUUCAAGUGGCUGGAUUAUUACAAGCGGGCGGAUCUGCAGGCGAUCGAUCGGAACAUAGCGGACGGUAGUCAACCUCCGAAGACGCGGGACUCCAAGUUUAAGGAGGAGUUGGAUCGACGACGGCACGAGUACAUUGUGUACGGGCCGUACAAGGUCUACACGGGGACGUGGAACGUGAACGGCCAGACGUCGGAGAACAUCGAGCUUCCGGAGUGGCUUUCGACGACGGAGGAUCCGCCGGACAUUUACGCGGUGGGCUUUCAGGAGAUUGAGUGGACGCCGGAGAAGAUUCUGAUGAACGAGACGAAGAUUGACCGGACGUGGGUGAACAAGGUCAUGAGUGGUCUGCAUAAGGGGGCGCCGUACGAGGAGUUGGCGUCGGUCCGGUUGGUGGGGAUGAUGCUGACGGUGGCGGUGAAGAAGUCGUUGCGGGAUCAAAUCUCGGAUUGCCUGACGGCGGCGGUCGGGACGGGGACGUUGAAAUGGGGUAACAAAGGAGGAGUCGGAGUGAGCUUCCAGCUGAACGAAGCCUUGCUGUGCUUCGUCAAUACGCAUCUGGCUGCCCACACACAAGAGGUGGAUCGCCGUAACGACGACCACGACGAAAUCAUCCGGAGAAUGUCGUUUGAGAAAACGUUCCGUGGUCGAUCCAUCGACGAGCAUCAUCACAUCUUCUGGAUUGGUGAUCUGAACUACCGACUAAACGGGGACAUAACCCAGGAGUACGUGAACGACAAGGGCCGCGACUACAACCAGCUGUAUCCGUUCGACCAGCUGUACCAGGAGAAGCUGCGCAAGCGAAUCUUCCGCGAGUACAAAGAGGGCAAGAUUCUGUUUGGACCGACGUACAAGUACAACCCCGGGACGGACGAUUGGGACAGCAGCGAGAAGAGCCGGUGUCCGGCGUGGUGCGAUCGGAUUCUGUGGAAGGGGCCGCGGAUAGAGCUGCUCAAGUACGACAGCGUGAUGCAGUUGCGGAGGAGCGAUCACAAGCCGGUGUACGCGGUGUUCAAUGUGGAUGUCGAAACUAAGGACGAACACAAGUUCAAAAAAGUACACGAAGAAGUAUUGAAAACGGUGGACAAAUUUGAAAAUGACAACCAACCUCAGAUAACUGUCGAACAAACCGACAUCGACUUCGGUCUGAUUCGGUUCAACGAAAAGUAUUCGCGGGAGCUGCUGGUGGCGAACAAUUGCCACCUGCCGGUGCGGUUCAAGUUUGCCGCCAAGGACGACCGCACGAGCCAGGUGUGCGAGGACUUUAUCCACAUUAACCACAAGUCGGGGGAUCUGUACACGGGCAAUAGCUUGAGCAUUCGGAUCGACAUUUUUGUGGACGCGAAGGCUGCGUCGGGGAUGUUGCGGAAGUUGAAGGACGCCAAGGCGGGGGUGAAGAUUCCGUUGGACAUUCUCGUGCUGCACGUGGACAAGGGACGGGAUAUUUUUAUUACUAUUUUUGGCGAGUACAAAACGAGUUGCUUCGGGGUGACGCUGGAGACGUUGAUGAAGCUGAACAAGCCGAUCUUUGAGUAUGACAUCAACGAGAUCAUUGCGCUGGAGAAAGAGGAAAAGCUGCUGGAUUUGACGGACGACGAGAAUCUCAAGAUACCGCGAGAGGUGUGGCGACUGGUGGACUAUUUGUACAACAACGGGUUGGACACGGCGCAGCUGUUCACGACGAACAGGACGCACUCGCGGCAUGAGAAUAUCUUGGAGAUUCGCGACUGGCUGGACAGUUGGUCAUCGGAAGCAUUUCCCGGCAUUCCGAAAACGGCCGCGGAAGCAUUGCUGAUGCUACUCGAAUCUCUACCGGAACCGGUGGUCACCAUCAGCGAGCGCGAGUGCAUCGUCAACGCGGACAACUACGACCGCUGCCGGGAGCUGAUCCGGACCAAGCUUAAGCCAGUCAACCGGCUGGUCUUCUUGUACGUUUGCAUGUUCCUGAUCGAACUGCGGCGGAGAAAUCCCAACAUGCGACUGGAGUUGCUGGCCACCAUCUUCGGCCGAAUCAUGAUCCGAAGUCAGCUGCCACCAGCGCGGCCAACCCAAACCGGUGGUGCCGGGGACGUGUACGCGUACACCGAGGGCGAGCGGGACCAGCGGCGACGGUUUAUGAUGACGUUCCUGACUAGUAAGAUUCAGGAAUUUGCGCGGGCAGAGAUUGGUACUGGGAACUAGCAGGACUUUUUCAAGUACUUCCA